GCGGUGACUCACGGAGAGGCGGAGGCUGAGGCGGCCGCUCCUGGUGCUGCUGCCGCCGCCGCGGCUGCUUCUCCGGCUGAGCGCGCCCCGGAACAGGCCGCCGCGCUCCGGACCCGCAGCCCCCGGCGCCGCGCGUUCGGGCGGCCCAGGGCGGCACCUUCCUAUUUCUUCUCAGUCGCAGCCCUCCCCUUAGAGUUGAGCAUCUGUUUGCCUGAAGUUAAUUUCCAGAAGCAGGUGUCCCCAGAACUGGGCCAGGGGGAUGAACCGCGAGGGGGCACCCGGGAAGAGUCCGGAGGAGAUGUACAUUCAACAGAAGGUCCGUGUGCUGCUCAUGCUGAGGAAGAUGGGGUCAAAUCUGACCGCCAGUGAGGAGGAAUUCCUGCGCACCUAUGCUGGGGUCGUCAGCAGCCAGCUCAGCCAGCUGCCACAGCACUCCAUCGACCAGGGUGCAGAGGACGUGGUGAUGGCGUUUUCCAGAUCGGAGACGGAAGACAGGAGGCAGUAGCCGGAAGCCCCUCGGAACUCCCUGGAAGCUGAGAUGGCCAAGAGAUCUGUGUGGCUCCUCUGCCGGUUGAGUGGUAGCAAACCACCGUCUUCUUACCCUUUGCCCCCCUUACCCCAUCCGACCCUCCCCACCCAGCCGCCACUCAGCAGGGCUGGCAUCAAGGUGGUUUAUGAUUGGCUGAAGGGAUGGACUUGAGAUUGGCUGCAGGAAGAAACCUUUUUAUUUUUAAAUCUUGACCAACGGAAACCUUUUAUUUUUAUUUCUGACUCUUUAUUUUUUUAAACAUUUGCGCCUCGGUAUCUGGCUUCCCCGGAAGCUCUCCGAGCUCUGGUGCUUUAUUUAGGUCAUUUUUAGGAAUGUGAAGAGGCCUGAUUGGCUGCUUAAACUGGAAAAGGGUUAUGAUUGGCUGGCUAGUGGGACGUGGUCUUUUCUUUGAUUGGCUGCAGGUGUUCUGUUCACAUCAUCGACUUCCUCUGUUCUGAAAGCAGAAAACAGGGUUUGGGAUAUUGUUAUAUUUGACUUGAAAAAAAAAAAGAAAGAAAUGAAAUGCGCUUUGCAAUAUUAAUUACACAAAGAGCUGGCUGCUGCCUUCACGUAGUGGGUUUGUGUUUGGAUUUGAUUGGCAGUAAGAUGCGGGUUUGGUUUCCCAUUGGCUCACCCCUGACUCCCGUUGCUAUGGUCUUUCUUCCACUCUGCUGGUUACCUGAGGCCUGAGGGUACACCUGGAGAAUGCACGUGCUUUAAUGACCACACCUGCCUCCACCAGCGAAGGGACCCCAGGGACGUGAGCGGGGUCCACAGCUGGAGAACAGGGCCCCCAAGGGGCUUUGUGUUCUCCUGAGCCAGCAGCCCCGAGCUCAGGGGUGACCGGGAGGCAGGAUUGAUGUACUCAAUUCUAAGAGCUGGCAGCCAGCCAGUUUCCUGGAGCGAAUGGAUUGUGCGGAGCUCUUCAGGCCUCCCUGGCCAGCCCAUGCUAAGUACAGGAGUGCUGACCGGCAGCUCCAGCCUCUCUGCUGCCCCCUGUGUCUCACUUCCCCAGGUCUUGGCAUCCCCAGAUUCUGAAGAUUACGAGGGGUCUUUACUGGAGCCUUGAAUCCAAGCAGAUACCCCAGUUUCACUUCUAGAACCCCAGAGUUUUCAAACUUGACUCCAAGCACAACCUAGCCAGGCUUCCCAGGGCCCAUUGCCAGUGGCCGUAGUUCCCGGAUAGCAGAUGUGUUCUACCUGAGCCCAGGCCCCCAUUACACCGUGUAUCACCCUGUGUGUCAGCAUAGAAGGGGGAGUAGCAUGGCUUAUUUAUUAGGAAGCACCCACUUGGAAGACCAGCUAGACUUUCACACAGUAGGCCCCACCGGCUACUCAGAUCCAGCCCAAGGGUCACAUUUUAGAGCAGCGACUGAGAAGAAAGAUCUGGGUGGUCAUCCUAUGCCCACCAUGCCUUUCCUGGGAGUGAGAGAAACGAUGACGGCCCUUUCUGGUCCCGGACACCAUGAUCCGGAAAACACUGGAGCAACUUUUCCCUUCUUGGGGCUUAGGCCUCCCGUGUGGCAGGGAGUGUGCAGGACGCCAGUGCCAGCAGGUCUUGAGUUCAAGCCCUGGGGCACCUCCCUGUUGGUGGACGGUUCAAGCUUCCCAGACUUGUUCCAGGAGGAGAAUGUGAACAUCUGGUCCUUCAGCACAUCGGCCCUGUUAGCUGACAGUAACAUGCUCGCUUUGGCCAUUGAGCUCCAGGGAGCAAGGACAGUGGAGAAUCAACUCCGCCAACCCCAGCCUGACCAGCAAGAGCCUGAGAGGAGAGCGUCAUUGCUGGAGAGGAGCAGCAUGUGUGAGCCGGCACGGUAUGAACUCACACUGACAGACGGAUACUUGUUCUGCUGGCGCAGUGUGGCCUGGAGAUGUGGCUGGUCCCUUGGGCCUGUGUGAUUGUAUCUAAAGUCGGGUGUUGCCAGCUUCAGUUGGUUCCUGUGACUGCCUCGAGGCCAAGCCCUGGUGAUGGUGUGUGCUCUGUCUUAGCAGUGGUUCUCAGCUCAGCCUCUGAGGAAAAAAAGACGCAAGUAUCGAUGUGGCUUCUUAUUCUAACUGAAAGUCUAUCUAAUGGAGGAAAAAAAGAAUAACAAUAAAGAUUUUUCACAGCUUU
Messenger RNA from Mus caroli (Ryukyu mouse), 2642 nucleotides. It is a transcript of the gene Ctnnbip1, whose product is annotated as catenin beta interacting protein 1. Gene Ontology annotation, cellular component: beta-catenin destruction complex; nucleus; cytosol. Gene Ontology annotation, biological process: negative regulation of Wnt signaling pathway. NCBI's taxonomy places the organism in Eukaryota, Metazoa, Chordata, Mammalia, Rodentia, Muridae. The record is from RefSeq and is a predicted model, not a curated record. Gene Ontology annotation, molecular function: beta-catenin binding.